AUGUCAGCUUCAAACACCGCCGGAACCGCCAUACUUGGCGCGGGUAUUUUCGCAAAGGAAGCACACCUUCCUGCACUACAAACGCUUGGCCCUCUCGCACCAAAGCUUAGAGCCGUUUACUCGCGAUCAGAGAAGACUGCACGUGAAUUUGCAGCCCAAGCAACAACCCUCCUCAACGCUACCCCUGAUGUCUACUAUGACGGAAACCCAUCUUUCAAUCUUGAUACACUUCUCGCAAGACCUGACAUUUCAUCCGUUAUCGUCGUUCUCCCAAUCACUCAACAGCCAUCCAUCAUCUUGAAAGCUCUCGCUGCCGGCAAGCACGUGCUAAGUGAAAAGCCUGUUGCACCGGACGUGGCGUCUGGUGCCAAAUUGAUCGCUCAGUAUGAAGCACAGUAUAAGCCCAAGGGGCUUGUAUGGAGAGUAGCCGAAAAUUUCGAGGCAGAGCCAGGCUACAUCGCCGCUGGCCGGAAAGUCACCUUCUUCAGCUCUCGUACCGUCAACUUCAUGGACAAGGAUUCGAAAUGGUAUAACACCCCGUGGCGAACUGUUCCGGACUAUCAAGGAGGCUUCCUGCUUGAUGGCGGUGUGCACUCUGCCGCAGCUCUACGUGUCAUACUCCCAAGUGCAAUGACAUACCUCUCCGGGUUUGCAUCGCUCAACAAGGAGUGGCUUGCGCCCCAUGAUACCAUCAACACGAUCAUAAAGAACGCGGACGGUUCACAUGGCAUUUACGAGCUCAGUUUCGCUGCACCCAGCCCAUCUCGUACCAGUGCAGGUGGAGGUCUUGUCUUCACCGGUGCAGAUGGCUGGCUUCAGGUUCAGCAGACCCAGGUUCGUGACCUCAUCCACAACGUCGAAAAGCCCAUUCUUCGCGUCACUAUCAAGUCGGCCACCCGCGAUGCAAAUGGGGUACUUGGCCCCGAAAAGGAGGAGGUUAUCGAUGAGCCUAUGAGAGGUGUAGAAUUGGAGCAGGCGAGCUUCUUUGCCGCUAUAGAUGGAAAAGAUGAUGGCCUUGGCAGCCCCCUUGGUGCACUGAAGGAUGUUGCGGUCAUUCAGGCUGCCUUGACUAGUAGUGGUGGACUCAUUGAUCUCGAGAAACUCAUCAGCCAGUCCUAG
Messenger RNA from Suillus fuscotomentosus, 1119 nucleotides. RefSeq lists its product as uncharacterized. Gene Ontology annotation, biological process: NADPH regeneration. The record is from RefSeq and is a predicted model, not a curated record. Bases 1 to 1119 code for a protein of 372 amino acids. Gene Ontology annotation, cellular component: cytoplasm. Lineage: Eukaryota; Fungi; Basidiomycota; Agaricomycetes; Boletales; Suillaceae. Gene Ontology annotation, molecular function: oxidoreductase activity; nucleotide binding. The transcript is spliced from 6 exons.